Cheilinus undulatus (humphead wrasse) is the source of this 4337-nucleotide messenger RNA. RefSeq names its product metal transporter CNNM4. The record is from RefSeq and is a predicted model, not a curated record. The coding region runs from base 1 to 2733 and encodes 910 amino acids. Gene Ontology annotation, molecular function: magnesium ion transmembrane transporter activity; sodium ion transmembrane transporter activity. The transcript has 9 exons. Lineage: Eukaryota; Metazoa; Chordata; Actinopteri; Labriformes; Labridae. Gene Ontology annotation, cellular component: plasma membrane. Gene Ontology annotation, biological process: magnesium ion homeostasis; magnesium ion transport.
AUGGCGACAGAAUGGAGCGGGCAGCAGGGUUAUAUUCUCACUGUCGUUAUCUGCCUGUGGUCGGGGGUCGGGGGGCGCACGGAGGCGGCCGCUGCAGCGGCAGCGGCGGCAGCAGCGGCGGGGUCCGGCGGCAGCAGCAGCGGGAGCCAGGUGCUCGGCAUGCGGCUGGAGAGGAGCGACAAGCCGGCCAGCACCAAUGACGACGGUGUCAUCCAGGUGACAGAGGAGAGCUCCGUGCAGCUCCGGUUUUACGGGGUGCAGCUCCACUCGGGCGCCUGGACGCAGAUCCGCUUCAUGGAGAUCUUGGAGGCGGAGGACGCGGCAGCGGAGGAGGAGGAAGAGGAGGAGGAGGCGGUGGCGGCUGCUAGAGGAGGCAGCAGCGGCAUGAUGGAGGCAGACAGGACUUGUGUUGACUUCACGAAGGACAUCAGCGUCGGGACCUUCAUGAACGUGAGCAGCAGAGGCACGUCCGGGCUGCUCACCGUCACCGUGAAGCCGCUGCGCAAAAGCGAGCCGCGGAAAGAGUACGCGGUGUGCACGGUGAGCGCGGACGGCAGCAGGUGGGUGCUGCUAGGAGACAGUGAUGGCAGGGUGCUGGUGCUGGAGGAGAAGCACUCUCUGCUGCCCAUGUGGCUGCAGGCCAUCCUCAUUUCCUGUCUGCUGGUGCUCUCUGGAAUAUUCUCCGGGUUGAACCUGGGCCUCAUGGCGCUGGACCCCAUGGAGCUGCGCAUCGUGCAAAGCUGCGGCACCGACAAGGAGAAGAAAUACGCACGGAAGAUCGAGCCGAUCCGCAGCAAAGGGAACUACUUGCUGUGCUCGCUGCUGCUCGGUAAUGUCCUCGUCAACACCACGCUGACCAUCCUGCUGGAUGACCUCAUCGGCUCCGGUUUGGGCGCUGUGGUGGCCUCCACCAUCGGGAUCGUCAUCUUUGGAGAAAUCGUCCCUCAGGCGCUGUGUUCGCGCCACGGUCUGGCCGUUGGAGCUAACACCAUCCUGCUCACCAAGUUCUUCAUGCUCUUCACCUUCCCCGUGUCCUUCCCGGUCAGUAAGCUGCUGGAUGUCCUGCUGGGUCAGGAGAUCGGCACCGUGUAUAACCGGGAGAAGCUGGUGGAGAUGCUGAAGGUGACGGAGCCGUACAACGACCUGGUCAAAGAGGAGCUCAACAUGAUCCAGGGGGCGCUAGAGCUAAGGACAAAGACUGUGGAGGAUGUGAUGACUCCUCUAGCUAACUGCUUCAUGAUCCAGGCGGACGCUGUCCUGGAUUUUAACACCAUGUCAGAGAUCAUGGAGAGCGGAUACACGCGCAUACCGGUGUACGACGACGAGAGGUCGAACAUCGUGGACAUCCUGUACGUGAAGGACCUGGCCUUCGUGGACCCGGAUGACUGCACCACCCUGAAGACCAUCACCAAGUUCUACAACCAUCCGGUGCACUUCGUGUUCCAUGACACCAAACUGGACGCCAUGCUGGAGGAGUUCAAAAAAGGUAAAUCCCACCUGGCCAUCGUCCAGAAGGUGAACAACGAAGGGGAGGGAGAUCCGUUCUACGAGGUGCUGGGCCUGGUGACGCUGGAGGACGUCAUCGAGGAGAUCAUCAAGUCCGAGAUCCUGGACGAGUCUGACCUCUACACCGACAACAGAAAUAGGAAAAAGGUCGACCCCAACAAAAACAAGCCAGACUUCUCAGCGUUUAAGAAUGACGGUGACGUUAAAGUGAAGAUCUCUCCUCAGCUCCUGCUGGCGGCUCAUCGGUUCCUGGCUACAGAGGUGAGUCUGUUCAGCCCAUUCCAGAUCACAGAGAAAGUCCUGCUGAGGAUCCUCCGACACCCCGACGUCAUCCAGGAGCUCAAAUUCAACGAGAAUGACAAACGCUCGCCGCUGCACUUCCUGUACCAGAAAGGGAAACCUGUGGACUACUUCAUCCUUAUUCUGCAGGGCCGAGUGGAGGUGGAAGCUGGGAAUGAAAACAUGAAGUUUGAAACCGGCCCGUUCUCGUACUACGGAGUCAUGGCUCUGAGCUCGCCGACCAUGGAGUUUCGUUCUCCGUCACACGGGGGCAACCUGAACCGCUCUGCAUCUCUCAGCUGCACUGAGCGCGCUCCAGACAGCGCUUCAGUGGGCGGGAGCAUCAACCAGCUUCCAGGGACGCCGUUCCAGUACAUCCCAGACUUCUGUGUGCGAGCUCUCACAGACCUGCAGUUUGUCAAGAUCACUCGUGCUCACUACCAAAACGGUCUCCUGGCAUCUAGGCUCGACAGCUCGCCUCAGACCCCAGACGGAAGUCACCCUCGUCUGGACACAUCCACCUCGUUGCCCCCGAUCACGCCACCGGGGACCCGAGCUCCACUGCCGCUGGCCACGCCUCCUGUGAAGCGUCAGCCGUCUAACACUCAACUGCCGCCUAGCAGCCGCGCUCUGCCACAAUCCGCGCCUGCAUCUGGCCGCAGACCCAGCCAGUCUCUGCCCCAAGCCACUCCCCCUCCAAGCAACCACACCCCUAUCUCCCAAACCCCCCUGAGCACAGCCCCCUCUAACCCCCAUCCGACUCUGACCUCGUCCAGGUCCCAGCAUUCCCCGCCCUCUGCCGGCUCGGAGAACGGGGCGGGGGAGACCACCACUCUGCUCAGUGAGCAGCAGAACUGUGUGGGCCCACGUAGAGCCAGCCACGGCCAGGCCCACCCCCAGCCACAGACGAGGACUUGUAGGACGUUUCCGGAGGACUGGAAAGGCUGAGAUAAAGAGAUUAACACGAAGACGACUGUAGCGGCUCACUCCUCACUCCUCUCUGUGGGUGAGCUCACUUUUAAGCUGCUAGCAUGUAAUCUACCUAUUUUUGUUUUCCUGUGAAUGCAGUGACACUGAAACAAUCAAAGUGACUGUAAAGAUGAACUAUUUUGCAGACGAUAUAGUGAUUUAUUCAGAAGAUAUAAAAAGAACAACUGUUAAAUAAGCUAGCACUGAUCUGAGAACACUUUAAACCCAUGAGUUGUUUUAGACUUUGUAGUCAAGUCUAUCAAACGGUGGAUAUUCCAGAGUGUUUCUCCUUUUUUUGGGAUGAUUUCCAAACUGGAUUACGAAGAGGACGACUAUUAAGCUGCCUAUACGGGGUGCCCAAAAAGCCCCAGGUUCACAGCUGGUUUGUGGUUAAAAAAGAUUUAUUUAUUGAAAGAUGAUUGGGGAUAUGCACAUCUAAAGCCCUAAAUCACCAUGUGAAGAGUAUAUUUAUUUUCUUACCUGUGGGGGGAGUCCUUGUGUCAAAUUCUAGUUGAAGGAUUUUUAUUUCCAGCAGGUUCUCAUGUCCAACUUGUCAAAAAUGGCAGCUUUGUUCGUGGCCCAACGCUUCAGAAUAUGCUAAAUUUGGUUCUCAUAUUAGCUUGUUUUUUGCAUGCUUGUGAAGUUGGAAAGUUGUAUUAUGAAGCCAAAUAUUAAGGCGAUGGAUUGGUCAAGAAAAAAAUGGGGUUAUUAUCCAAGAGACUGGGGUUUGACCCUGUUUCAAACUGUGGUCAAUGCUAAUUUCUCCGCUGGGGCUGAUUCCUUAUGUGGUUGCAAUGUAAGCUGCUUUGUAGUGCAUAAAAAUAUCCCUUAAUAGUGAAGUUAUGCAACUUAGAUUGACUGUUGCAUGUCAAACAUAUGAUUAGAAUUCUUCUCAGCCAUUGACUAUCUAUAUUAAUAUGGACGGUGCGUCUCUUUUUCCUGACAUUGUGAAGCCAGAACACCCAUUACAAUGGAUGCUGACAUUUUGUGAUAAUAAUACAGUUAGGAGGAUAGAAUUUCAAAAGACAACUGGCUGGUUGAACCGUAGAAUUGAUGCUACGCCCCUUUUUGCUAACCAGGCACAUUUGUUAUGGAUUGGUGCCAUAGACUAGAUAUUAAUAUUUUUAGAUCUUACGAAACAAACCCAUGUUCAGCCUAAUUUGUCAUGUUUCCGACUUUUCUUUUGCUUUUAACAACAAAUUAAAACAAAACUGUGUUGUCACAACAAAAUCUGCAUCUGAUAAAAAUGUAUUGAUGAGUAUUUUAACUUUAUAGUUUGACUCGUGUCCCACCUGUUAACAUGGAGGAGGCCUACUGAAGAGUCCAGAGUGAUCAUCCCCCCAUUCAGCCUUGAAACUGAAUGGUACUAGAUCAGAAAACAAUGAAAGGAACAAAUCAGACACUAUUGCAUUGUUUUUUCAACUAACCAAUUAAAACAACACAAUUUACAACAUGUGUUUGCAUCCUUAAUUGACAAAGGCAUGUAAAAGAGGAGCUAAAGAGGAGUGAAAUGGUCAAAUUUGGGUCCAGUGUUGUGUUCCUACCAGUGUAAAUUUCAUCGACUAAAAGUAUGAAUAAAAAAA